CGCAUCAGUAGGGACUGCGUGGGACCCAAUACAGACUGUGAUAAUGUUUUCUGAGGUAAGAAAAUCAGUCCCUGUUCCAGUGUCAUGGAUGAGGAACAGGUGACGGGUUAGCACGUCAGUGCUGGUGAAGCUUCCCUGUGUAGACUGAACCCUUUGGUCCAUGAAACUAUGAAUUCAUUGCCUCCUCUCCUAGUGAGGGCAGGUAUCUGGAGGAGGAAGAGACUGAGUAGUUGUUCAGGUGAUUAUAUUCACAUUCCAGCCAAUUGUGUUUUUCCUAGUUCUCUUCUUGUAGAGAGCUAGAUAAAUUUGGUAGGUAAAAGGAAUUAGCAAAUGUGACCUCUGCCAUUCAGGAGUUUAUAUACUUAUGAGGAGAGGUAAAUAUUCAUUACCCUUUAACAAACAUUAUUUGAGUGCAUACUAUGUACCAGGCACUUUUCUCGGUCAUGGGAAUACAGCAGAGAAAAUCGAAAAAGUUGCUGCUUUUUAUAGAGUUGACGUUCUAGUAGGGGAAACUAAACCAAUAAACACACAAAUGACAUCGAGAAGUGAUAAGUACAUGAAGAAAAAUAAUGUACAGUUAAGGGAUAGUGAUGGAUCAUGCUAUUUAAAAAUAAGUGACAAGGAAAACAUCUCUACGGUGGUGAUAUCGGAGCAGAGAUCUGAAUGAAGUGCUAAAUAUGGAGUUUCUCAAGAAAAAAUGAUUAUAUAUAUAUAAACCACAUAGAACACACACAUAUAUAAAACAACUCGAUAAUGAUUAUGAAGCAACAUGUUAGCCAGCUCAUAAUCCUAUAGAAUAAAUACCUAUGAAUACUUUGAGGCACAAAGUAAUCAGUGAUGAAGUAUAUGAUUGAAUACCCAGCAAACCUCAUAUACCUAUCGAUCCACGCUCACAAUUGAAUCUUACUCAAUUCAGCUUUCUCUCUCUCCUGUUGGGGGUAAAUCACGUGCAUUUCGCAUGGAUAGACAUGUCACAAGAUAGGACCUUGUUUUACAGGAAGGGUACUCCCUACGGAAAGUGUGUGUUUGGAUACCAGGAGGGCAAUCAGUCCUUUUACAAUUUAGGCUAGAUGUGUGUGUUUUCAUUUCAUGGAGAGCUAUUUCAGGAUCCAGUGUGUUACGGGUUGAAUUGUGUUCCCUAAAGUUUAUGUGUUGUUGAAAUUCUAACUGCCAGAACCUCAGGUUGUGACCUUAUUUGGAAAUAGGGUUGUUACAGAUGUAGUUAAGAUGAAGUCAUAGUGGAGUAGGAUGGGCCCCUAAUCCAGCAUGACCUUCUAAAAAGAAUGCCAGGUAAAGAGACAGACCCACACACAGGGAGAAUGCCAUGUGAAGAUUGGAAUUAUGGCUGCCACAAGCCAAGGAAUGCCAGAUUGCUGGCAAACUACCAGAAGCUGAGAGGCAUGGAAUAGAUUCUCCCUCUCAGGUCUCAGAAGGAACUAACCCUGAUGACACCUUGAUCUUGGACUUCUAGCCUCCAGACCUGUGAGACAAUAAAUUUCUACUGUUUAAGCCACGCAGUUUGUGUAUUUUAUUACAGCAGCCCUACCAAAGGAAUGCAAGUGUAAAGAAUGUGGGCUUUGAUGUGCACCUGGAUUUUAAUCCAAUCUUUGCUCCACUGCAUCCUAGCUCUGAUUUAGCACGUGAGUUAGUUGCAGACGGUACUGUGGUUCACGAAGCUUCCUAUCUGCUACACGCCAGCAGAGUGCCUCCUGCACAGCAGGUGCUCAAUUGUUACUCAAAUGUUGGCCUCCAAAAGUUUGAAAUUCUUAGCUCAUAUUACAGAAUUAUUUCUAGUGAUAAGCUUGUAUUAUCAUACUUAAUGCAGAAAUAACUUCAGACUUUAUUCUACAUACUUUUUGGUUAUUUAGAUGCCCAAAUACGUUAAAUUUAGUUUUUGGACAACAAUCCUAUUAGUGCUGCUUAAACUCUAAUGCUGCGCUUUAUUUUUCAAGGAAGGAGUAACAACGCUGACCCACAAGGAACAGACAUCCUCGCUUCCGACUGACUCUAGGUGAGCUUUAACCGACAGCUGCAGCCGUCGGUAAAGCCGAGGACGGUCGUUCACACGCCGACUCCAGCCGAUCCGUCGUUUCUGCAAACCCAGAUCGAAGCCCAGGGGCCGCGCGAGUCCCCCCUUUUGCAGCGAGCAGCUGAUUUUGUUUUUCCUUUCUGGCCAAUGGCGAGCAAACGCUCCAGAAGGGAAACUGCAUGAGUCAUCUUCUGCAGAUAAGCUGAAAUAUUAAUAGUUCUCUCUCCAGCCGCUCCCGCGCCGGAGCCUCCCUGCCAGACCCGCGGGGAGGCGGCGCGCGGCCACCCCGCUCCGAAGCCGGCCAGGCCGGAGGUGCCGACGGGCCCGGGCUCGCGCCGCAGGGCUCUCCCUCACCCGCCCUGACCGGCGCGUCUCCGGGACCGAUGGACGCGCGCGGGACCCGCCGCGCUUAUUGCCGGAGUGACCAGGACAUCACCUUCUGGAAGUAAUGCCCACAGAAAGCGGGAGUUGUUCAACUGCUCGUCAAGCAAAACAGAAACGCAAAUCUCAUAGCCUUUCUAUACGAAGAACUAACAGCUCGGAGCAGGAGAGGACAGGCCUGCCAAGAGAAAUGUUAGAAGGACAAGAUUCUAAACUGCCUUCCUCAGUUCGCAGUACACUUCUGGAACUGUUUGGACAAAUAGAAAGAGAAUUUGAAAACCUUUAUAUUGAAAACUUAGAAUUGCGUAGAGAAAUCGAGACUCUUAAUGAACGUUUAACUGCUGAAGGACAAGCAAUCGAUGGGGCAGAACUGAGUAAGGGCCAACUCAAAACAAAAGCCAGUCACAGUACCAGCCAGCUUUCUCAGAAGCUGAAGACCACUUACAAGGCCUCCACCAGCAAGAUCGUCUCCAGCUUCAAGACCACCACAUCGAGGGCCGUGUGCCAGCUCGUGAAGGAGUACAUUGGUCACAGGGACGGCAUCUGGGAUGUCAGUGUGGCGAGGACACAGCCCGUGGUGCUGGGGACUGCGUCUGCUGAUCACACGGCUUUGCUGUGGAGUAUAGAGACUGGAAGGUGCCUCGUCAAGUACACAGGCCACGUGGGUUCAGUAAAUUCUAUAAAAUUUCAUCCAUCAGAGCAGUUGGCUCUCACUGCUUCUGGAGAUCAGACUGCUCACAUUUGGAGAUACGCAGUUCAGCUGCCAACACCUCAGCCUGUUGCCGACACUAGUCAGCAGAUAUGUGGUGAAGACGAAGUAGAGUGCUCAGAUAAAGAUGAGCCUGAUGUUGAUGGAGACGUGUCCAGUGACUGUCCUACCAUCCGGGUGCCACUCACGUCCCUUAAGAGCCACCAGGGAGUGGUUAUAGCUGCUGACUGGCUGGUUGGGGGGCAGCAGGUGGUGACAGCCUCCUGGGACAGAGCGGCGAACUUGUACGACGUGCAGACGGCGGAGCUUGUCCACUCGCUGACAGGGCAUGACCAGGAGCUCACGCACUGUUGCACACACCCCACCCAGCGGCUCGUGGUGACUUCCUCCCGUGACACGACUUUCCGUCUCUGGGAUUUCAGGGACCCUUCCAUCCACUCUGUGAAUGUUUUCCAGGGCCACACGGACACCGUGACUUCUGCUGUGUUCACCGUCGGGGAUAACGUCGUUUCGGGCAGUGAUGACCGCACUGUGAAGGUCUGGGAUUUAAAGAACAUGAGAUCCCCCAUUGCCACAAUUCGUACAGACUCUGCCAUCAACAGGAUCAAUGUAUGUGUUGGCCAAAAAAUCAUUGCCCUCCCACACGACAACCGACAAGUGAGAUUGUUCGAUAUGUCGGGCGUGCGGCUAGCACGGCUACCCCGCAGCAGUCGACAGGGCCACAGAAGAAUGGUGUGCUGCUCAGCAUGGAGCGAGGACCACCCCGUGUGCAACCUGUUCACGUGUGGGUUUGACAGGCAAGCCAUUGGCUGGAACAUAAACAUCCCUGCGCUGUUACAAGAGAAGUAACGUCGCCGGCGCUCCUAGGUCUUGUAGUUUGCCAUGGACCUGUGACUGGUGCAGGCUUUUCUCAUAUUGAUCAGCCAUUUUUGUGAGACUUGGACCCUGAAAAGGGUGAUUUGUAUAUGUUCUUUUCACAUUGUACCCAGCUUGCAUGAAAUGUAAAGAAAAAUGUGUGGUCGUGUUUUUAUUGUUGUCCUGUGUGUGUUGGCAUCCUCUGGUCAGUAGAAAUGCAGCCCCUCCCUGGAGCACGUCACGUGUUAUGUUUACUGGCAUUUGACAGAUGACAGAGGGCAUUACAUUCGUGUGAGUUAAAUGUGAACCUGUGUACUUACUGUGAGGUGUAAGUAGUCUGUUGGUUUCUGGAGUAAUUAUACAUGUCUACCUUGGCCUGGGAAGACUGCAGAGCUGCAUUUGCAUUGGCUCCUGAAGGUAGGAGUGGUCAAAGAUGUCAUGUUUACUUCCACAUGAAGUUUUGGGACAUGCUAUCUUGUAAUUCAACUUCAACUCUAUGUUCUGUUACAGUUCCGUAAGAUUAACCUGGAUUUCAGAAAUUAAAAAAAAUAGCAUGGAAUGUUGAGUUUGCAACAUUCAGAGAGUUUCUUUUGAAAAGAAAAAGUUUCUGCUCUUUUUAUAGAAAAUCAUUUCAAUCUCCUGAGGUCUCAUACUAGCAAAUUCUAAAAAAUAUAAUUAUUCUAAUCACUGAUUUAAGAUAUUAAGCAAAAUUUAAAGCACUUUAGUUUAGAGCUAUAGUUAUAAACAGUUUUUAGAAGUUUCAAAUGAUUUAUCCAUUGAAUGUGACUCGACCUUUUUAAGAAAGCCCUGCUACCUGAAAACAAAUCCUUAUGUAUUUUCUACACCUUUGGUUUGUAUAUUUCUAAAUGGGUUCACUUCCUAGGUGGUAUUUGAGAGCCAACAAUGCAAGUAAAUGAGUACUACCUCAGAAAUGUACUUGGAAAACUUGGGAGUGGGAGUCUCACUCUUGCCUAGUGAAAGCACUUUGACUUAACAGCUGGAACACAGAAUUCAAUUCAGAAGGCAGGAAAGACAGUCACAGCAGAUGUGUCCUGAAGGUGAAAGGCUCUUCCAUGAGCUUUUCAAGACCUAUUGUCUCAGUAGCGGGACACCUCUCACUGUCUGAGUGGGCCAUCACUCCCGCCUUCCUAGGAGCCACUGUUUUCUGGUGUUUGUGAGUUCAUGCUUCUUGUUGAGUUAGGGUUUUGAUAAAAGCAUCUCAGUGCUCUGUGCCUCGUAGUUUUACUCUUUAAAUGUGUCUGCUUGGAGACUGGCUUCUUGGAGAGAGGCACGAGAAGCUAACGUUGAAAAGCAUCAUGGGCGACCCCCGUUCUGUGUUUCCUGUUCUGGGGUGACACGGGAGCUGGAGCUGGCAGCUGGUGGAGUGUCAUUCAGUGAGAGGUGGUAUAAGCAGAGUGUCAGGCCCUCCUUCGCUGGGGCGUCCCUAGUGGAUGUGACUCCUUAGCAGCUCCUUUUGCUCAGGUCCUGCAGUAGCUGAUCUUAGGAACUCCACCCCGAAUUGUUCAGAAUGAUUCUGAAACGCUUUCCACAGCCUGGAAGGGAAGACGGGACCAGGAGAAACCAGUAAUGACAUAGUGCACUAUUGAGGUUGCUAGCUAAGGGACAAACAACAGAUGUUUUAGAGGAACUUUAUUUUCAAAACUCAAGAAUUUGUUGUAUUUUUAAAGUCUGACAGUCCUGCGACCACACUGUUUGAGAACGAAGUCAGGCCUGUCACUGAGGCGGGUUAGGACGUCAGGUGGCAGGCCCUGCUCUCCUGAGUGUUCUCAGGGCAGUUGUUGGUGGCCACGUCUCCUUUACUGCCCCACACCCUGAAGGCGUGAGCACAGACGACUUGGAGUGAUAAGCUGCACGGCCACAGGCUUGGGUUCCUUUUGUGAUGUGAUUUGAAUGUCUGGGUGUCUUAGAAUCAUUGUUAGGAACAUUGAAAAACGUAUACAGAUAGCUAAGUCAAACUUAAGAACCAGAUCUCUGCCAGAUUAAAAAAAUUUGAAGCUUUUAGGUCUAUGUUUGUGAUGGCCUUUUAGUUCUGUGCAGACUAGCGCCCUUCAUGGCCAGCAGCUGCUCUCCUUUUCUCGCUAAGUGGAGGGGCCACCCUCCUCACUCAUCUGCACCAGGACGGAAGGCUGCGUGGUGCUCCAAUAGCUUCUCAGGAGCAGGACAUGCUACAGCUGACUACCGUGUCCUCUGACGUGAUUCCAUCCAGCUGCUGCUGUGGCCAUGGUGGUGGUGUUUUCAGGAGUCAUGAAGGAGAUGGGGAUAGUGAGUGUGUGCGUGUGCAUGGAUGUGUGUGCCUGCGUGAAUGUGCAUCUGUGCGCAUGUGUGACUGACAUUGUCACGUUAUCAGCCACAUGUCAUCUCAUCUGAAAUAGUAUUUGGAGAUGGGAGUGGUUUUGUCCUAUAUGCUGACAUGUCCAGAAUUUCAUUUGAUAAUGGAAGGAAAAUGGGUGGUUACUGAAAAACAUGUAUUGAUGGAGAAUUUCAUAGACGACAACACUGAGUUGGACAAGGCAACACUCUUUUUCUCAGCGACUGCACAUCAGUUUCUGUAGAGUCAAAAAUUCUGUACAUAUUUUGGAAUCUGAAGAAUCUUAUGUAAAUGAUUUGUUGCUUAAAUCUGUGAAAAACAAGUUUCUUUGGGGGGAAAAUAUGCAUUUAUAAGUGUUGUGUAGAAGCAAGUGUUUUUAUUGUGUUGAUGUAAUUGUUUUUAAGUGUUCAAUGUCUUCAUUGCAAUAUGAAAUUCAUUAAAAAUCCAUGUUCCGUAAUUACUAUUGUAAAAGUUUUAUGUUAUUAGGAGUCUCUUUUUUAUUGUUUUAUUUUGUUUUUUUUGUUUUGCUUUGUGAAACAUUGUUAAUGGCCGCUAAACAUCACAAUGAUGUAGAAACUGAACAAAUUAAUUAUAGCAUUGCCCACCUGAAAAAUUUGUUUUAGACUUAAAAGAUCAAUUGUGUUGUAUUUUCUGUCUGUCAUGCUAAAAUUAAAUGAUACAUAAUUAUGCUUCUCC
This is a messenger RNA of Equus quagga, 6999 nucleotides long. RefSeq names its product WD repeat domain 37 (gene WDR37). The coding region runs from base 2478 to 3968 and encodes 496 amino acids. NCBI's taxonomy places the organism in Eukaryota, Metazoa, Chordata, Mammalia, Perissodactyla, Equidae. Gene Ontology annotation, cellular component: preribosome, large subunit precursor. The record is from RefSeq and is a predicted model, not a curated record. The transcript has 14 exons. Gene Ontology annotation, molecular function: protein binding.